Molecule: messenger RNA, 978 nt
Organism: Haemonchus placei
Lineage: Eukaryota; Metazoa; Nematoda; Chromadorea; Rhabditida; Trichostrongylidae
Source: the annotation of a GenBank genome assembly
AAUUAUUUCAGAAUGAACUCCCCUUAUGCAACAAUCGUUGACGCCCCAGACUUCCAUCCAGCGUUGGCCGCUGAGAAGAUCGACCGCGCUUUGCGAGCCGGUGAUAAGGACACCGUCGUCAAAGUGAUCACCUCCAUCAGCAACAAUCAGCGACAACAGCUACGCGAGCCAUACAAGAUCAAGUAUGGUAAGGAUAUCAUGGCCGCUCUGGACAAGAAGUUCAGCGGAGAUCUCGAAAAGACCAUCUUCGCUCUUAUGGAAACACCACUCGAAUACGAUCUCAAGCAACUUAAACAGGCCAUGAAGGGCCUCGGCACCGAUGAAGCUGUGCUGAUCGAGAUCCUUUGCUCUCGAACAACUGAUCAGAUCAAGGCCAUCCGUGUGGCUUACGAAAGAGAAUUCAAGAAGCCGCUUGAGCAAGAGGUUGCAUCCGAGACAUCUGGAGAAUUCAAAGAUCUACUCGUAGCUAUCAUCACUGGAAGCCGAGACCCCAGCAACCACACCAACGAUCAACAGGCCAAAGAUGAUGCUGUCCGCCUAUAUGCUGAUGGAAAGGGAAAACUGAGCGGAAAAGACUCCCCAUCGCAUUUCUUGAGCAUCAUGGCUUCACAGAACCAGUAUCAACUGAGAAAGAUAUUCGCAGCUUUUGCUGAAUUGUCUGGAUCCUCAAUUGAGAAACUGAUUGAAAAGGAGUUCAGCGGUGACCUACAAAAGAGUUAUCUGACAAUUGUACGAGCAGCAUCGGACAAGCAGAAAUUCUUCGCUACUCAGCUAUACAACUCCAUGAAGGGUCUCGGAACUCGUGAUAACGAUCUGAUCCGUGUGCUUGUCACUCGUUCGGAGGUCGAUCUGCAGCUGAUCAAGGAGGAAUUCCUUGCUCUCUACAACAAAUCGCUCGAAGACAUGAUCAAGGUUGGUUUUGAAAUGAAAUUAAGAACGUUCACUCCGCUUCUGAAACCUAGAAUUAGAAUUAUUUAG